Prorocentrum cordatum is the source of this 1728-nucleotide messenger RNA. The record is from the annotation of a GenBank genome assembly. NCBI's taxonomy places the organism in Eukaryota, Dinophyceae, Prorocentrales, Prorocentraceae.
AUGGGCGCCGGCGCGGGGCGCGCGGGCGGCGUGCGCCACGUGCGCCGGAGCGCCGCUGGCGCUCGGGCGCCGUGGCAGCCUCGCGCGGCGUUCGCGGCCUGCGCCGCCGCCGCCGCCGCGCUCGUGGGCGCCGCCGUCGCGGCGGCGCUGCCGGCGGCCGCCGUCGGGGCGGCGGCGCCGCGCUGGGCGGCGCCGCUCGCCGGGGUGGGCCGCAGGCCGCGGGCGCCCGCCAGGGGCGCCGUCGCCUGCAGGACCGCCGCGCAGCUUCGGGAGCUGGCCGAGGGUGACACCGUGGUCGUCAUCGGGGCAUCCGGGAACGUGGGCAAGGUGGCUGCGCAGCGGCUCCUGGGCGAGUCCUUCCGUGUGCGCGCGGUGGUGAGGAGCGAGGCCUCGGGCGAGCGCCUUCGCCAGUUCCUGGGCCCGGGCCGCGCCGGCGAGGUCGAGAUCGUCGAGGCCAGCGCGGCACAGGCGCCCCAGGGGCUGCCGGCGGUGUUCCGCGGCGCCGCGGCGGCGCUGGUGUGCACCGGCGUCUCCGCGCUCCCCACUGGACUCUGGGCGGGCGGGGGCGUGGCUCCCGACGACGUGCCCAGCCGCUUCUGGGAGGCGCUCAGCGGAAACGGCUUCGACGUCCGCAGGGCAGUGGACGAGCUCACCGCCGCGGGCCUCAACACGCCGGACGCCGUCAACAACCGAGGCCUCAGCGCCAUCGCCCGCGCGGCGGGCGAGGCCGCCGAGGCUGGGACGUUCAAGCGGCUGGUGCUGCUGUCGAGCAUCGGCGUGUCGGAGGAGCGCCGGCGCGGCUUCCCGUUCUCGAUCCUCAACGUCGCGGGCGUGCUGGACUCGUUCGCGGCGGGCGAGGCCUCCAUCCGGGCCGCGGCGGCGCAGAGCGGCUUCAGCUACACCAUCUCGGCGGUGCAGAUGUGGGGGGCGGGGUGGCGGGCUAUUUGGGCACCGCCUUCCAGCUCGACCUCGACGCCUCCACCAAAGCGGUGGAGCUUUCGCGGGGGGAUCAGGCCAAGGGGGACACGCUCCGGUCGGCGCUCUCGGAGGUCCUCGUCCAGGCUCUCAAGAGCCCCGCGACCCACAACACCGACUUCGGGGUGAUCAACGUCGAGGGCGAGGCCCCGAGCGUGGAGGACCUCCAGCGCCAGUUCGCCGCCACGCUUGCGUAGCAACACGGGAACCCGCCUGGCCUGUCCAUCCUGCUCCUCGCCGCCCACCAGACCACCCCAGCCCAGCCCGAAAGCCCCGAUGUCUCGUACCCCCCCCCAGCCCGAAGUUCGGGUCUUCGGGGGGGUGCGUUGGGGUGGCUCGGAAGGCAGUCAGCUCCGAGGCUCGGGUUUCUGCACGGCGCGCUGAUCGAGAGUUUGCUCUCUCUCUCUCUCUCUCUUUCCUGGCUGGAGGCGGCGGACACAUAUAAUCCACGCCCCCCCCCUUUGUUCUUGAGAGGUCGGCACAUGUGUAAAUCCCAGCCUCGCACUCGCGUGCAACCCGGCGCAGGGACAGGAAGCCAGUCCACACAAUGCCAGCCCUCCAGCCUGUGAAGGUCGCAUGGGGGCUGCGGAUGCGCAGCGCCGCUGCCCCGUCUGGGGCGCCGACCCGCCGAGAUUUUCCGCGCGAGUCAGCCUGGGCACCCCGGCCGAGGAUCAGCCUCUGUAUAGCGGGGCGGGGCCGCAGCGCGGCCCGCCGCGACGGCUCGGAGUGCCCCCGGCGGGCGGCGCGCCAGAA